AUGUGUGAAACAACUUCAGUGGAGAAAUACACACAAGUAUACUUGGAUGAAACUGUUGCGAAACAUGGUGUGCCGCUAAAGAUUACUUCCGAUCGUGAUAGUAGCUUCACUUCUGAUUCUUGGGCAAGUAUGCAAUGUGAAUUAAGAUCUUGUGUCACUCUUAGCACAAUUUAUUAUCCCCAAACAGAUGGACAUAAUGUCCUUGGCGGUCCUGAAAUGAUUCAAGACACCAUUGACAAGAUUCAGAUUGAACGAGGAAGAAUGAAAGCAGCCCAAGAUCGACAAAAGUCCUAUGCAGUAAAGAGAAGAAGACCCAUAGAACUCCAGGUGGAUGAAUUCGUAAUGCUGAAGGUAUCCCCAUGGAAAGGAAUUAUGCGAUUUAGGAAGAAAGGAAAAUUGAGUCCUAUAUUUAUUGGACCUUUCAAAAUCAUCCAGAGAAUUGGUAAGCAAGCAUACCAUUUGGAGUUGCUAGAAGAUUUCGCAGGUAUUCAUGAUGUAUUUCAUGUAAGUUAUCUGCGUAAAUGUUUAAGCAUAUAUGAUGAAACGGUCCCGUUAUUCGAGGUGAAACUAGAUAAUAAAUUAAGAUAUGUAGAAGAAUAUGAAGAGAUCGUAAACGAAAGAACAACUGAAUUACGUAAUAAAGAAAUGGAAUUGCAUUGA
Lactuca sativa (garden lettuce) is the source of this 660-nucleotide messenger RNA. RefSeq lists its product as uncharacterized. The record is from RefSeq and is a predicted model, not a curated record. NCBI's taxonomy places the organism in Eukaryota, Viridiplantae, Streptophyta, Magnoliopsida, Asterales, Asteraceae. Gene Ontology annotation, molecular function: nucleic acid binding.